Messenger RNA from Mercenaria mercenaria, 1938 nucleotides. RefSeq lists its product as uncharacterized. The coding region runs from base 58 to 744 and encodes 228 amino acids. The record is from RefSeq and is a predicted model, not a curated record. NCBI's taxonomy places the organism in Eukaryota, Metazoa, Mollusca, Bivalvia, Venerida, Veneridae. The transcript is spliced from 6 exons.
AACAAAGACAGACAUUUUACAUGAUAUAAGAUUAUCUUAGAUUUUUAUAUUGUUUUCAUGUUAAAAGUGUCCUUUUCCAGCUACAUUCAGACGUAUCGUAUUUUUUUUUCAUUGGACGGUUUUGAUUGGCUGUCGCUUCGCCACGUAUCACAUAAAGAUAAAAGACAGAAAAUGGUUAUAAAGUACCUUACAAUACUGUGCGAAUUGUGCGUUUUGAUGGUUUCGUCAUCAAUAGUUAAACGUUCUUAUCAGGAUUUCCCAUUACAAAUGUGCCCACAGAGUGCUGUUUGCUCAGACAUCUACGGAUUGCCGUCACAAGGUCUCGGACCAGCGUCCUAUAUGAUUCAGUUUAAAUGCAAAUGUCCGAGCGGUUCUGAAUGUCCCUCCAUGCCUGGGCCACAAACGUUAACGACCGAUGUAGAUAGAUGGUACGGCUUGUGUCAACCUGUUGAAGAUAUACCUCAGUGCCGCCAACCAGGGGAGAUCGCAGAACAAGUUAUCGUUGACGGCCCCGAAUUAAGUACUCAGACAUAUGUUAAGGUGCAUUGUACGUGUCCUGGUCAUCUAUUUAAUGACCGUAGUCCGGCAACGGUUUGGAGAGAUUCAGCCCCCAGUUCCAGUGGUGCUAAAUACGUGCACAACCUUAUGUGCAAUAAUGGUAAUGAUGACUUAAUGACAAAACGAGGACGUUAUGGUGGCGGUGGGAGCCGGUCAAGAGGACGUUUCUAUUUUUACAAAAAAUAAAAAAUGGCUGCAUUAGUUUUCAAUAAACGUUAUGCUCAUUUAAAUGAAAUGAUAUAUAAACUUGAAGUUAAAAAGACUACAAUGCAUAUUCAAUUACCAUACCGCCGGUGAAUGGCUUAUUUUGAUUUAUUUAAAAAAAAUGAAAUAAAAGAACCCGCACUAUUGUUGAGAUAAGCAAUUGUUUUAAACGAGCCGAAUCAGCGCUAUAAAUGCAACAAACAUGACAACCACAACUUUUGACAAAUGGGUCACUCUAGAGCUGUAUCGCAUAACAUUUAUACCAUAAAACAAAUCUUAUUCUACACUCAAUGACUUUACAAACGCCUUAUUCAUUCUUACGGCAAUUAUUUCAUUCUUGCAAUUUGUGUAGAAAAAUUUUGUUAUUCAUUAUCUCCAAUGAUGUACAGCACAUCUUUUGUGAAUCAUUAUAUCUGCACGAGGACCUUUCGUUGUAAUUCAUGACAUACAAUAUUCACAGCGUUGAUAUACAAAAUGCUGUAUAUCGCGACGCGACAAGAUCAAACAACAUCCAAUUACUUCAAUAGAUUUUUUAAUAGAGUAAUAAAAUAAGAAUCUAUAAUUACAAACAUUUCUAGACAGGCUGUGGUAAAGUGAACAUUAUUUGACACCACCACGCGAACAAUUUAGUUUGCGUCAAAGUCACAUGUGUUGGCGUGUUGCUACGUAAAGUCAGCCGCAUAUUUUAUCAUUGGAAAAAAUGGUCAAUUUACCUACCUGUUAACGAUGUAUAGGCCAAAAGAGAGAUUCGAUAUUCAGAACUUAUUGGCGGUAAUCACGUUUCUGUUUGUACAGACAAAAUUUCACCUCAAAACACUUACCUUUUAUGUAUGUUUUACAAAUAUGUAUACUAUGAAAUUUUUCUUAAUGUCUAGAUCAGGUGUUUUAAUGUUCUUAAGUGUAUAUCAGCCCAUCGAAGCAACUGAAUAUUUGUGCGUUUACAGACUUUGAAUGUUCUUAAAUUUGCAGGAAUGUGCGCCGUGUAACAUGAAUACUUAGAAAAAGACUCUUUAUUUUUUUUACUCGAUAUUCAUUUUUAUCAACUGCAUAACAUACUAAUUUUAAGUAAAAUGGGUCAAAGAAAACGUCUAUAAAAUUUGUUAAUUUAAAAGCAAUCUUACUUUGUACUGUAAAAAAGAUAUAUUGUGUUAAAAUAAAGCUCCUUACAAAGCUGUA